GUCAUCCAUCUAAGGAAGACGCCAGGGCUCAUUGGUACAGGCAAUUGCAUGAAUGGCUUGUAGUCGUCUGCAACUUACCAAGAAUUCAAGCUACGCGAUAUGAUAUAGAAUUGCCAGUGGUUAACCAUGUAUCCGCAGAGACCAGUUUUACGAGCUUAUUGACCGAAAUACCCGAAGGAUUACUCGCAAAGGCUUACGAAAUUAUUGAAGAAAUUUCUAAAUAUGUCAGCAAAUGGCUUCAAUUUCAGUCUCUCUGGGAUCUUGGAGAUACGGACGUAUACAAACGUCUUGGCGACGACCUUAGUGAAUGGCAAAAGAUUCUCGCUGAACUCAAGAAGUCUCGCACUACAUUUGACAACGAGGAAAAAGAACGCUCAUUUGGCAAACUCGGCGAUUCAAUGGGCCAAUUCUAUACCGAUAUUGCGAAAGCUAAAGAUGAUCUUGAAAGUUAUGCAAAGGAGAGCAAGACCACUGGUGUAUCGGUUGCCUACGUUACCCUUGUCCAAGAUUUGAAUGUUAAAAUAAACAAAUGGGAACAAGAAAUUAAUGUAUUCCGUAGCGGGGAAAAGACACUUAACCGACAUCGAUAUACUUCUAAUGACGAUCGACUAUCAAUUGGCCGAAUUGAAGGUGCUUGGGACGGUCUGAACCAACUUCUCAAUGUUGCAAAUUCAGUCAUCAAGGAACAACGCGAGCGCCUUCAGAAACAACUUGAAGAAGAAGACCGCCUUAUCGAUGCCAAUAUCAAGGAAGCUCUCAAUGAAUGGUCAGAAAAGAAACCAAUGCAAGGAGACAUCAAACCCGAAGCUGCUGCAAAGACUCUCAGCGAGUUUGAAAAGCGCUUUAACGAUCUCAAGACUAAAUUCGACGGCAACUGUCGUGCGAAGUAUGCCUUGCAUCUUGACCUUGUUUCCGAAAGUCAGUUGGAUCCAGUGUUGGAAGAGCUUGACGCUUUUAAGGCUGUCUGGAGUUCUUUGGGAGGUUUGGCAGACUAUAAACGAAACAAAAGAACAGUUAUGGUCGUCCGUUGCGCCGCGGCUUUGGAGGAAUACUUGAAACAGGUACGGGAGACAUGGAAGAGCUACAUGUUCGAACUCGUUAAUCAGAACAAAACCCGCUUGAUUAGAGGAUGGGAUGACUUGUUCACAAAGUGCAGUGAGAAUCUUAAUUCUUUGACGGCUAUGAAAAUGUCGCCUUAUUGUAAAUCGUUUGAGGAAGAAGCCUCGUCCUGGGAAGAUAAACUUAACCAUAUCCACGUUUUGUUCGAUGUCUGGAUUGAUGUACAGCGUCAAUGGGUAUACCUCGAGGGUAUAUUUAGUGGUAGUGCUGAUAUCAAACACCUUCUUCCAACUGAAAGUCAACGCUUUGCCAAUAUCAACUCGGAAUUCCUGGCUGUGAUGAAGAAAGUCAACAAAUCACCGUACGUCCUGGACGUCCUUGUUAUCCCCGAUGUCCUAAAAUCAUUAGAGUGUUUGGCCGAACUGUUAAAUAAAAUUCAAAAGGCGCUUGGUGAAUAUCUUGAACGGGAGCGUUCUUCGUUCCCACGUUUCUAUUUUGUCGGUGAUGAAGAUUUACUCGAGAUCAUUGGUAACUCAAAGGAAGUUGUUCAUAUUCAAAAGCAUUUCAAGAAAAUGUUUGCUGGUGUGUCAAACAUUAUCUUAACCGAAGAGAAUACCAUAAUUUCUGGCAUGGCAUCUCGCGAAGGAGAAGAAGUAUAUUUUAAGAAUCCUAUAUCUAUCAAAGAGCAUCCAGAGAUCAACGACUGGUUGACGAUGAUAGAGAAAGAAAUGAAGGUCUCGCUGACGCUUUUGCUAACGGAUGCCGUCACCGAGAUGAAUACAUUUUAUCUUGCAGAUGAAUUGGAUACUGGUGUUUUCUUGGAUUGGAGCGACAAAUAUCCGGCUCAACUGGUUGUAGUGGCCGUACAAAUUAUUUGGACACAAUCGGUUGAUAAAGCUCUUACGACCAUAACUGAAGGUGAUCCGAAUGACCAAACUCCGAUGAAUGACGCUAUAGGAUACGUUCUCCGCGGACUUGAAAUGAGAUUCUACUUCAACAAAGACGCAGAAGACCCACUAGUACGAUUGGUCAUUAACAUGGCUAACGCUCAGUUCUAUUAUGGAUACGAAUACCUUGGUGUCCCAGAUCGUCUUGGGCAGACUCCUCUUACUGAUAGAUGUUACCUCACGCUCACACGAGCUUUAGAGGGUCGCCUGGGUGGAUCACCAUUCGGACCCAUUUGGAUGUUCAACUUGGUCGGUUUGUGCUGGUAUUUUGUUGUGAUGAAAAUUUCGACUUUCGACUUUCAAGCUAUGGGUCGUAUAUUUCAAGUGCAGACUAUUCAGCUUGGUCUCAAAGCUGCUAAAGAUAAUCCAAAUACAAAUCGAGAUUUUAUGCGACAGAAUGUUUUGUGUCAGUUUUUAAAUCUUAUAUCUGCUCUCCUUAAAUCACAGGCAGGUAUCUUUAUUACCAUGAAUCCUGGAUAUGCUGGCCGUUCUAACCUACCCGAUAAUUUGAAGAAGUUACUCAGAAGCAUUGCCAUGACGAAACCAGAUCGUGAACUUAUUGCUCAAGUGAUGUUGUAUUCACAAGGCUUCCGUACUGCUAAAAUUCUUGCUUCCAAAGUCGUUCCUCCCUUUAAUCUGUGCGCCGAGCAACUGUCUCCUCAAUCUCAUUAUGACUUUGGUCUUCGCGCAUUUAAAAGCGUCGUAAGCGCCGAAGGAACGAAGACAGAAGACGAGCAUCAGAAACUUUCCGAACCCAUUCCCGAACAAGAAAUUGUGAUUCAAAGUAUUCGUGAAACGAUUGCACCUAAACUGGUUGCCGAAGAUAUUCCACCGUUGACUAGUCUGGUUGCGGACGUCUUCCCUGGAGUCGAAUAUGUACCAGUCGACCUCGAUAAACUCAAAGAAGAAAUUAUUAACGUUUGUGGCGAACGCCGCCUUGUUGAGGGGGAGCUUUGGAUGGAGAAGGUUCUUCAACUUUAUCAAAUUCAAACAUUCACCAUGGUCGAUGAUGUUCAGGGAGUUGAAGGUAUAUCCUAUGUGAUUGAUCCGAAAGCUGUGUCCAAGGACUCUUUGUAUGAUACCUUGGAUCAAACCACUCGUGAAUGGACAGGCGGGUUGUUCACUCAUAUACUUCGUAAGAUUAUUGAUAAUGUACGUGGCGAAAGCAGCAAGCGGCAUUGGAUUAUCUUUGAUGGUGAUGUGGAUCUCGAAUGGGUCGAGAACUUGAACAGUGUACUGGACGACAAUCGUUUGCUUACUUUGCCAAACGGAGAGCGGCUUAGUCUACCUGGUAACGUUCGUAUUAUGUUCGAAGUUGAAACGCUUAAAUAUGCAACUCUGGCCACGGUCAGUCGCUGUGGUAUGGUUUGGUUCAGCGAGGAAGUUGUUAGCAUGCCAAUGAUUUAUAGCAAUUACUUGGAGACAUUAAAGAAUGUUGCCUUGGACGAUAAUGAGGAAGACGGAAUGCCAAAAGCACAUCAUGACAACGAAGAAGUUUCACCUAAUCUUAUUACGCAAGCAGCAGUUGCAAAUAUUCUCGCAUCACAUGUAAACGAAGAUGGGUUUGUUACGAAAGUACUUGAACAUGCUGAAACUCUUGAACACAUCAUGGACUUCACCCGCAUGCGUGUUUUAAAUACACUCUUCUCCCUGCUCAACAAGACAGCUCGAAAUGUAAUUGAAUAUAACGCUCAUCACACCGAUUUCCCAAUGUCAAAAGAACACAUGGAAGCUUAUGUUGUCAAGCGUCUAGUUGUUAGUGUUAUUUGGAAUUUCUCUGGUGACGCAAAACUGGAAUCGUAA
Messenger RNA from Paraglomus brasilianum, 3809 nucleotides. Lineage: Eukaryota; Fungi; Glomeromycota; Glomeromycetes; Paraglomerales; Paraglomeraceae. The record is from the annotation of a GenBank genome assembly.